AUGCGCUUCGCUUUCUUCGUCGCUUUGAUGUGCGGAGGGUCUGUGGAGAGUGCUCGACUCGCUCUUCAGCAGCAGAUGUCUGCAGCCGGGGCUCUUAAAUACACUGAUGUGUGUUGCUGUAAGCGCCACAAGAAAAUCCAUAAGACCUUCCGGAAAGCUGGGAAGACCGUCAACGUGAAGCACUCGGAUUGCCAGAUGUUGAAGCAGAUGAGGCCGGAUCGUCCCUUCUGGUGGUACUGGGGAUCCAAGGAAUCUGAGGCGCGGUGCUGCUGGACGAGCCCAUACUUCUGCACGCCUACUAUCGGAUUUCUCAUGAUCAAUAACGAUGGCGGAAGACGGAUCGAGGACAAAGACCGCGAAGGGCUUUGUCCGGCUACAGAUCCCAGGGGAGAUGUGGAUCCCGUCGACAAGACUUUCGCCUAUAACCGGAUUAUAAACCACUUGACAACCGAUAUCCGUGAUGCGUUGAUACUGAAGGUAGUGGGGAUGGCGGUGGGAGUUGCAGCCGUACACGGCGGACCUGCUGCACAACAUGCUCAAGCUUAUAAAAGUGCAGGCACACUCAAGAGAGCUGCCGAAGGUGCCUUGGGCAAGGCCUUUGACGGCGCUGUGCGCCACCGAUUUGUGUCCGAAUCCAAUCCGCCGAUAGUGGCCCCCACGGAAUGGUUUCGCUACGGCGGUGACAGGCCCCUCGAGGUCGCAAAAUCUGUGCACGUCUUCAACCACGGGAAGGAGUUUCCCAAUGUGAAGGACUGGUUUCACAACGAAGUACGAGAAGAUGGCCACGCGAUUGUCGUCUUCCAGGACCCCAGCACCUACGUGCCACCGACUAGGAGGACACUGGCUCUGAUGAAUACUUCUGCCCGGGAGUUUUGCGGGCAGGAUUCUCAGCAAUUUGCGACCGUCUGUCUUGAGAUGAAUGCAACCGGCGAGAAGGAGCUGAACGUCACAAGCGAGGCGGAGGGCUCCUGA
Symbiodinium sp. CCMP2456 is the source of this 972-nucleotide messenger RNA. Lineage: Eukaryota; Dinophyceae; Suessiales; Symbiodiniaceae. The record is from the annotation of a GenBank genome assembly.